AACCAAGUUCCAAAACACCAAAACGGAAACCAAAACCUCUUCGUUCCGUUAUCCACUGCGUUUCUCUAUCGCUCGCUCUCUGGGUUCGCUCUGUGUGGAGUAGAGUGGUAGACAACACAGAGAGAAAUGGGAUUCGUUGGUUUCUCGAGCCAUGCCGUAUCUCUGCAACUCUCAGCUGGUUUUCAUGGCCAAACGUUUCCAUCUCUAUCAAAGUCUGCUCCAUAUGCGGGUAUACCCCUCACUCUUUCAGCAGCCUCUUCCACUGGUACUACAUUCUCUGGACUGUCGCUCCUCGGUCCUCUACCGUCUCUCUCGCGCCCCGGGAAGCGACUCGUUGUUUUUGCGAGGAAGUUGUGGGGCUUAGAGGAGGCCAUGAGAAUCAGGAGAGAAAGAGAGGAGCUUGAGGCUACUACUACAAAGGUUAGAAAAAGGCAACCUUUGAGGCGUGGGAGGGUAUCCCCACGUCUUCCUGUGCCCGAUCACAUACCAAAACCACCUUAUGUAGGUACUUCUGCGGUGCCAGAAAUUUCCAGUGAACAUCAAAUUCAUGAUUCUGAAGGAAUUGCUCGCAUGAGAGCCGCAUGCCAGCUUGCUGCUCGCGUCUUGGACUAUGCUGGCACAUUGGUUCGGCCAUCAGUAACAACAAAUGAAAUUGACAAAGCCGUGCACCAGAUGAUUAUUGAUGCUGGUGCUUAUCCUUCACCUCUUGGCUAUGGGGGAUUUCCCAAGAGUGUCUGCACCUCUGUUAAUGAGUGCAUGUGCCAUGGAAUACCCGAUUCUCGCCAGCUACAGGAUGGAGACAUAAUAAACAUUGAUGUGACAGUUUACCUUAAUGGAUAUCAUGGAGACACAUCGAAGACAUUUUUCUGUGGGAAUGUUAGUGAAUCAGCUAAACGUCUGGUGAAGAUAACCGAAGAAUGCAUGGAAAGAGGCAUAGCAGUUUGCAAGGAUGGUGCUGCCUUUAGGAAAAUUGGGAAGAGAAUUAGUGAACAUGCUGAAAAAUAUGGUUAUGGUGUGGUAGAGCGUUUUGUUGGCCAUGGUGUGGGAACUGUAUUUCAUUCUGAACCAAUUAUUUUACACCAUCGCAAUGACAGAGGUGGUUGCAUGGUUGAAGGCCAAACAUUUACAAUUGAACCAAUUCUGACUAUUGGAACCACCGAGUGUAUAUCAUGGCCAGACAACUGGACUAUGCUGACUGCUGAUGGUAGCCUUGCCGCACAAUUUGAGCAUACAAUUUUGAUUACACGAAAUGGUGCUGAAAUUUUGACAAAAUGUUGAAAGUUGGUAAAAUUCUUUUUUGAACAAUAUUUUCUUUCUUGUUAUUGUACAUAUGAUGGGCCAAAAAAAAAAAGUCACACUUCAUUUUGGUUGUUAGAAAUUGUAUGUUAUCAUUAUUAGGAGGUAUAAUGAGUGCAUAAAUAUAAUUUUCUUUUGUUGUUA
Messenger RNA from Ziziphus jujuba (common jujube), 1440 nucleotides. Its product is annotated as methionine aminopeptidase 1B, chloroplastic. Gene Ontology annotation, biological process: proteolysis. The transcript has 9 exons. Gene Ontology annotation, molecular function: metalloaminopeptidase activity. Lineage: Eukaryota; Viridiplantae; Streptophyta; Magnoliopsida; Rosales; Rhamnaceae. The coding region runs from base 127 to 1278 and encodes 383 amino acids. The record is from RefSeq and is a predicted model, not a curated record.